This is a messenger RNA of Corvus hawaiiensis (hawaiian crow), 901 nucleotides long. It is a transcript of the gene KCNRG, whose product is annotated as potassium channel regulator. The record is from RefSeq and is a predicted model, not a curated record. Gene Ontology annotation, molecular function: protein binding. Lineage: Eukaryota; Metazoa; Chordata; Aves; Passeriformes; Corvidae. Gene Ontology annotation, biological process: protein homooligomerization; negative regulation of delayed rectifier potassium channel activity. Bases 39 to 869 code for a protein of 276 amino acids. Gene Ontology annotation, cellular component: endoplasmic reticulum. The transcript has 2 exons.
UAGAUCAGAGUUACGAUUCCUGGGUGGCUGAGGUAGCCAUGAGUAGUCGAGAGGUGGUCGUUCUGAGUGUGGGAGGUGUGAGAUUUGUAACCCGGGCUUUUACCUUGCAGCAGUUCCCGGAGUCCAGGCUGGCACGGAUGUUGAAUGACGAUGACCGGGAAUUUAAACUGGUGAAUGGAGAGUUUUUUGUGGACAGAGAUGGAGCUUUGUUUAGUUACAUCAUGGACUUCUUGAGGACUCUCCAGGUCUCCUUACCAACUGAUUUCUCAGACUAUCAGAGGCUGCAGAGAGAAGCAGAAUUCUAUGGACUCUACCCCCUGGCCAACCUCCUGAGCCAAGAACAUUUGCUGAAGCCGAGGCGGGAGAUCUUGGAAGUGCGUUUUUCUCCCCAAGAAAUGCAGGCCUUUUUCCGGAUCUUUGGUUCCUGCAGUACCACCAUUGAGGCACUAGCUGAGCAGAUCACUGUGUUUACAGGGCAGCAGUCAGGACAGGGCUGGAACAGCCCUUUUCCUUCUCAGAAACCACUUGUUCCGCUGCCUUUGGAAAGACCUUCUCAUCAUGACAUGGUUUUUCUGUGUGGUACUGAGUAUUCUGCUAGUGACCAGUUUGUGGCCAGGUAUGUUUCCAUAAAACCUGAUAAUAGAAAGCUGAUUAAUGGUACUAAUGUCCUAGGCCUGCUGCUUGAUACUUUACUCAAAGAUGGAUUUCGCCUCAUAAGCACCAGGACAGUCGUCAGUGAAGAGAAGGUUGAAUGCUACACUUUUGAGAGGAUGAAGAGGGCAACAGGCCUUACCAUCACAGUGAACCAAACCCCAGGAAGCUCUGGGGUAGCACAGGCAAGGAGAAGCCAAGUGCAGAAAGGGAAAUAAAGGCUUUUCCUUCCAUCUUUUGAAUGUAGAAG